This is a messenger RNA of Pelmatolapia mariae (spotted tilapia), 2289 nucleotides long. RefSeq names its product EYA transcriptional coactivator and phosphatase 1 (gene eya1). The transcript has 18 exons. Gene Ontology annotation, cellular component: nucleus. NCBI's taxonomy places the organism in Eukaryota, Metazoa, Chordata, Actinopteri, Cichliformes, Cichlidae. Bases 229 to 2073 code for a protein of 614 amino acids. Gene Ontology annotation, biological process: negative regulation of extrinsic apoptotic signaling pathway in absence of ligand; multicellular organism development; cell differentiation. Gene Ontology annotation, molecular function: protein tyrosine phosphatase activity. The record is from RefSeq and is a predicted model, not a curated record.
GCGAGACAAUGUGAGCCUCUGUUCCCCAGCUAGCCCUCUCUUCCCAUUCUGCUCCAGAAUAACAAUAAUGUUUUCUCAGACAAGCCUUUUUGUGUCAUGGAUGGCUCCGGACUGUGACAUCGAGCUGCAAUAACAAGGAGUGACAUUGUUUCUGCUGGGGCAGGUGGAGGCAGAAUAAAGAAAGGGAGUGUGGUUUGAGAGGACUCAAAGCCAUCUAGGUCCAGGUCUAUGGAAAUGCAGGAUCUAGCCAGUCCGCACAGCCGAGUAAGUGGAAGCAGUGAAUCUCCUAAUGGUCCCAACCUUGACAACUCACACAUCGGUAACAAUUCCAUGACACCCAAUGGCACUGAAGGUGAUAACAUCACAAUGCUUACCACUGCAGACUGGUUGUUAGGUUCAAACUCACAGUCCGCUGCAGUUAAAACAGAACCAAUGAGCAGCACCGAAAUCGCCACCUCAGUAGCAGACACCUCUCUAGAUAGCUUCUCAGGAUCAGCUAUUGGAACCAGUGGCUUCAGCCCAAGACAAACGCACCAGUUCUCUCCACAGAUUUACCCUUCCAACAGAACAUAUCCGCAUAUUCUUCCUACCCCUUCAUCCCAAAAUAUGGCUGCGUAUGGACAGGCGCAGUACACCACAGGAAUGCAGCAGGCCGCAGCUUAUGCUAGCUACCCCCAGCCUGGCCAGCCCUAUGGCAUACCAGCUUAUGGUCCAUUGUGGGCAGGCAUAAAGACGGAGGGGGGUCUGAGUCAGUCCCAAUCCCCGGGACAGACAGGCUUCCUAAGCUACAGCUCUGGCUUCACAACACCACAGACAGGACAGGCCCCCUACAGCUACCAGAUGCAGGGUGGGACUUUCACAACAACGUCAGGAUUGUACACAGGAAAUAACUCCCUGACAAACUCAACUGGCUUCAACAGCACGCAACAGGACUACCCAAGUUAUCCAGCCUUCGGCCAGGGCCAGUAUGCUCAGUAUUAUAACAGCUCACCCUACACUUCACCCUACAUGACAAGUAACAACACCAGCCCCAGCACGCCCUCAACCACCACUACCUACACCCUCCAGGAACCACCCGCUGGCAUCACCAGCCAAGCCCUCACAGACAACCCUGCAGGAGAGUACAGUACCAUCCACAGUCCAUCAACCCCCAUUAAAGAUUCAGAUUCAGAUCGAUUGCGCCGAGCCUCGGAUGGAAAGUCACGUGGCCGUGGAAGAAGGAACAACAACCCAUCACCGCCGCCUGACUCUGACCUUGAGCGAGUUUUCAUCUGGGACCUAGAUGAAACAAUCAUCAUUUUCCAUUCCUUGCUUACGGGUUCUUAUGCCAACAGAUAUGGACGGGACCCGCCAACAUCUGUAUCGUUAGGCCUUAGGAUGGAAGAAAUGAUCUUCAACUUGGCCGACACGCACUUAUUCUUUAACGACUUAGAGGAAUGUGACCAGGUGCACAUCGACGAUGUGUCCUCUGACGACAACGGCCAGGAUCUAAGCACGUACAACUUCAGCGCUGAUGGUUUCCAUGCAGCAGCUACCAGUGCCAACCUAUGUCUGGCCACAGGCGUACGGGGAGGCGUGGACUGGAUGAGAAAGCUGGCCUUCCGCUACAGACGAGUAAAAGAAAUUUACACCACCUACAAAAAUAACGUUGGAGGUCUGCUGGGCCCGGCCAAAAGGGAAGCCUGGUUGCAAUUGCGAGCAGAAAUUGAAGCCUUGACGGACUCCUGGUUAACACUGGCACUGAAAGCACUAACAUUAAUCCACUCAAGGUCAAACUGUGUGAAUAUCUUGGUGACCACCACGCAGCUCAUCCCUGCCCUGGCUAAGGUCCUGCUCUACGGAUUGGGAAUUGUCUUUCCUAUCGAGAAUAUUUAUAGUGCAACCAAAAUAGGGAAGGAGAGCUGCUUUGAGAGAGUAAUUCAACGGUUCGGGAGGAAAGUUGUUUACAUUGUUGUUGGAGAUGGGGUAGAAGAGGAGCAAGGCUCAAAAAAGCACAACAUGCCCUUCUGGAGGAUCUCCAGCCAUUCAGACCUCAUGGCCCUCCACCAUGCUCUAGACCUGGAGUACUUGUAGCACCACACCACCAACGUGUACCCCCUGCUCCGCUUCGGCACACCACACAACCUUUCACCUUCGCCCUCCAGCCCCAUCCCUCGCUUGCCACGGACCCCACAGCUCAGAAAAAAAAGACAAAAAACAACAAAAAAAAACAGCCGUGCUGCUGUGCUGCCUGGCGUUUGUCUGUCACUACAUAGGAAGAAAAGAAGAGGACAACGGAAAAAAGAAGAC